UGCGCUUAUCGUGACAGCCUCGGCGCGGCCUUCCUCAGACAACCAACCAGCGGCCUUUCUUUGCCUUCCGCUCCUGGAGGGAAGGGUUGGCCCUCCACUAUCCCAUGAUGCUGUGCGGCCGCGACCCCCAGCCGUCAGUGGCGGCCGCCAUGUUGUGCUAGUUUGUUGUUCUCUUGCGGCUGGUGGUGCGGAGCGGGCGGCGGGAGGGCGGAGUAUCCUCGCCCCCUGCAGCCGGGCGCCGAGCGGGGCCUGCGCCCGAGGCCUUCCCCCCCCCCCUCCGAGCCCUCAUUGCAGCUGCGGGAGACACCGCCAGGAGCGGCCGCCGCCCGCGCAGGAGGAGGCGCCAUGGCUGCUGCCUUGGGAGGAGCAGAUGAUGACUUUGAUCAGUUUGAUAAGCCUGGUGCAGAAAGGUCUUGGAGAAGAAGAACUGGAGACGACGACUGGGACAGUGAACUUGAAGAUGAUUUGCUUGGAGAGGAUUUGCUUACUGGUAAAAAGAAUCAGUCAGACUUGUCAGAUGAAGAACUGAAUGAUGAUCUUCUACAGAGUGACAAUGAAGAUGAACAAAAUUUUAGUUCUCAAGGUGUCACAGUUAGUCUUAAUGCUACAUCUGGCAUGGUUACGUCAUAUGAUUACUCUGAGAACGCUAAUGAUCAUUCGAUAGAACAUGAGUCGGAAUAUGACCAAGGGGAGGAUGAAAUGGCUUAUGACAAAUCGGGUGAACCUGAAGUAUACUCUCAAGAGUAUACAGGGGAAGGACAGUAUGAAGGCAAUGAUGCUGAGCUGACGGAAGACCAAAUAGAAUAUGGGGAAGAACAGGGAGAGGAAGAAAUUUACAAUGAUGAAGUGCUAGACCUUGAAAUCAAUGAACCUCUAGAUGAAUUUCCAGAUGAAGAUUAUAUACAGUCAUAUAAUGAACAACAAGGGAUGGAAGAACAGGAAGAAUAUGUAGCUGAAGAGGAAUUGGAGGAGGUCGCUGAUUCCCAAACACCUACAAAUGAAUCAGAAGAGGCAGCUAUUGAAACUCUGGAACUUCAGGAGGAAACAAAAGAAGAAUCUGAUGAAGAGGAGGAGGAGGAUGAACAAUCUGGACGACUACGUUUCAAAACUGAACGAAAAGAAGGAACCAUCAUUAGGCUCUCAGACAUAACGAGAGAGAGGAGAAACAUUCCAGAAACAUUGGAACUCUCAGCAGAAGCCAAAGCAGCGUUAUUUGAAUUUGAAGAAAGGGAAAGACAGCUUAAACAGGGACGCUACGGCUCAAGGAGAGGAGGGAGGAGAGGAGGUUCCAUAAUGUGUCAUGGAAUGGGAGAACAAAGAAGAGACAACAAUGAAAGGGGAAGAAUGAAGGAUCACAGGCCUGCGCUGCUGCCAACGCAGCCACCAACAGUGGGUCAUUCACAGAGGUUAAUUCCUCCUCACCAGCAGCAGCCUAUUAGGAGUCUGUUCCAGCAGCAACAGCUACAAACGCUGCUUCCUAUGCAGCAUCAACACCAUUCAUCUCCUCCUCCAGGACUACAUAUGCCACCCCAGAUAGAAAAUCCUGGAAUAAUGAUGACUCCACCCCCAGUGACACCCCAGCAACCGAAGAACAUACAUAUAAACCCACAUUUCAAAGGGACAGUAGUGACGCCUGUGCAAGUGCCCUUGUUGCCAGUCCCAACCCAGCCAAGACCUGCUGUAGGACCCCAGAGAUUUCCUGGCCCUCCAGAUUUUCAGCAGCACCCUCCUGGACCUGUUCCUACCAACUUCACCCAAGCCCCAAGAAUCCCUCUACAGGACCAGUGGAGAGGCCCACCUCCACCACCUAUGCCUCCACCACCACCACCUCCUCCUCCUCCCCAGGAAAGAGACCCUUUCUUCCUGGGAGAUCCAAGAUUCCCAAGUCAUCAUUUGUUCGAGCAACGGAGUCCCCCACCUCCACCCCCUCCACCACUCCUUAACAGUACCCAUCCUGUCCCUACCCAAAAUCCUCUGCCUUUCAAUCAACCUGGACCAGGAUAUAAUCAGCAAGGGCAGCAACCAGUAUUUCCCAGAGACAGACCAGUAAGGCCAAACAUCCAGCCUCAGAAUCCUGCUGGAAUUCUUCACUUCAGCCAACCAGGUUCAGCAAAUCCACGGCCUUUCAUGCAACCCAGACAACAAUUCUUACAAAACCCAGGACAGCCAUUUCUAGCAACACAUACACAGCCCAAUAUGCAGGGUCCCUUGCACCCUCCUCUACCGCCUCAGCCUCACCAUCAGCAACAACAACACCACCACCAGCAGCAGCAGCACCACCACCAACAGCAACAGCAGCAGCAGCACCAGCAGCUUCAUCAGCAUCAGCAUCAACAUCAGCAUCAGCAUCAUCUUGCCGGUCCACCGCAACCUUUGAUUCCCAUUACCCAGCCACAGUUCAGACCUCAUUUGCAGCCUUCACAGCAACAGUCAAAUAACAAUAGAAUGCAGUGUCAACAGCGGCAGGGUCCAAUGAAUCCAAGACAUAGUACACCAACACAGAACAUGGUCAAGCGUCCAAAUCAGCAGCUACAGUCAACUGCUUCAAGGAAUAGCAACUUGCGUGAAUUACCAAUAGCACCUUCGCAUGCUAUUGAGAUUACUAACAACCGGCGAACCGCUGCCCCUGCUGCGCAGGUGAAACCCAUUACCAGCACGACACCUGCUACAAGAUCUGUAGUAGGUGUUGGGAGCCCACAUGGGAGAACUGAAAUGAAAGCUAGAACAGUCGUGCCAGUGGUCCAAACUAAAGUAGAAGUAAAAUCUGAACCAGAGUUUCCUGAUGAAGAUGAAGAAACCAGAUUAUACCGCUUGAAGAUAGAAGAACAGAAACGCCUAAGAGAAGAAAUUCUGAAACAGAAGGAGCUGAGACGGCAGCAGCAGGCAGGGGCUAGAAAGAGAGAGUUACUUGAAAGACUUGCACAACAGCAGCAACAGCCUCCUACACAACAAUCUUUCACACAGCAGGAAGAGGAAUCAUCAGAGUUUCCCACCAACGGAAAUCCAUUUAUAGUCCAUCCUGGUGCACAGGCCAGGCAAAAUGUGAAAAAUAGACUUCUUGUUAAAAAGCAAGACAUGGUAGUUGCAAAUAUUCAGCCCAAACCCACAGAUUUCAUGCAAGAUGAGGCUAAUAUGCAUUUUCAAGGACAGCAAGUGAAAACAGUGAAGCCUUUGAGACAGACUAGAACAAUACCACAAAGUCAGCUUCAGCCAUCGCCAAAAGUAUUACAAACAAAACCUGCAGCAACUACAGCAUCAGUCACCCCAGGACAGACUGCUAGGGUGGCAUCGAUACAAGGAAGGCCUCAGGAACUGAAACCUGGUGUGAAAAGGACUGUCAUGCAACGGGCAAACACUGGUAGUGGAGAUGGGCCCCAUGUCGGCACCAAAGUGAGGGUGAUUAAGUUGUCAGGAGGGCAGGAGGGGGAGAAUGUUGGCUUUGUGCAGCCAGAGGGCCAGCCCCAACGCCUCCAACAACCUCUAGAACUGAGACAGCAGCCAAUGCGGAAGGUCACAUUGACAAAGGGACCACUCCAGCAGCAGCAGCAGCAGCAGCAGGCUCAGAUACAUUCAACAGUUCCACAAGGAGUCAAAAACAUCCAAGGGAUUCAUCCAGCUAAAAAGGUCAUUAUGCAUGGGAGAGGCAGAGGAGUAGCAGGCCAGAUGGGCCGAGGACGCUUGAUGCCAAAUAAACAGAACCUGCGAGUGGUGGAGUGCAAACCUCAGCCCUGUGUUGUGUCAGUUGAAGGGCUUUCUUCAUCAACUACUGAUGUCCAACUGAAAAACCUGCUGAUGUCAGUAGGACCCAUUCAGAGUUUACAGAUGCUUCCUCAGCAACGGAAAGCCAUAGCGAAAUUUAAGGAACCAGCACAUGCAUUAGCAUUUCAACAGAAAUUCCACAGGCAUAUGAUAGAUCUAUCCCACAUUAACGUGGCUUUGAUAGUUGAGUGAGCAUAGCUGAUAACGCUCAUAGAGGCAUACUGUGGAGCUACACAUGGAGAAGAUACAAAGGCAAAACCAUCAGGAUCUGAAGUCUUUUCAGUUUACAGUCUUUCUUUAACUGCUCUGUAGAACUACAGAAAGUAACAAGAUUUCCUCAAGAUAAGCUGAACCUAAGAGGAUCUAGCAAAGUGGAGUUUUUGUGUUCAAUUUCUUCACAUUCGGUUGUAACCCCAUGGAACUACAAGAUUUUUUUUUCAAAGUGCUUACAAUGCAUGUAGACAUUGUUCUUCAAGAUCGUACUGUGUGAUCACAGUGACUUGUUGAGAAAAAGAACACUUACAUUGAAAAAUUUAAAAAGUUUCUUCAUAGCAAAGAAUAUUUGAUAAUGGUUGCUCUUAUCUUCAGUGCAGGGUAUUUAUAUGAGAACUCACUUCUCUAAACAAAACACACAUGUAUGUUGUUCCUCUGAGAAGAUAGAAGGUGCAUUCUUAUAUAGAUUAAGACGUGAUCUACUUGAUUGAGGAUAAUAUUCUGAGAGGCUUUGGAGGUGACACUGGAAGGCUGUAGUUUCGGUUUUUGCAUCUUCUAGUCUGACACAUUCCCUCUUUACUCCCUUCCCCCUCCCUUUGUGAAAUGAAAACACUUUGUAGGAAUAACAUUGCUACAUUCCUCCCCCGCCCCCCAUAGUUUAAAAGGAAGGAUCUUGAUCUUCACCUUUCAGUAGCAUAAUGGGGUAGUUUACUUCAAGUAGUAUUUUAUUACAGUUUAAAUUGUUUUUUAAAAGGGAUUGCAAGAUACGAGGAAAAAGUGAAACACUUACCCUCAUUUUAAAAAUAGGGUGACACAGAGAAAGUGGUACAUUCCCAAUAGCGUUUCUUUGUGCCACUAUUGCAGAGUAUGCUUCCUCUUAAUCUUUGUCAAUUAGUAUUUUUCCUUGAAAUUUAUUUUGUGACCAAUACUAAACCAUUUAAAAAAAAAAUAUUGCAAAGGCAUUAGAAUUGUGGCAUGGUGUUCCCCACAAAGAUGGGAUUAUGAGGAUGUUACGCUGUGGGUGAAAUUGGCAGUUCUAAAAAUUAUGUGCAAACAUUAAAGGAGAUUGCAUUUUGUAGUUGGUAAAAUCCAUUAUACUUCCUUUGGGUUAGAACCGUCUGGAUGGUAUUUCCAAAAGAACAAGUUUUCAUUUACUUUUGGACAAAUUUAGCAAAAUGCCAUUGUUUAUAUCCAAUUGCAGGUUUUAUGAAACAUUUUCUUAGUUUUUAUUUGGUGGGGUUUUCCUUCAUUCUUUAUUUUUAGCAUAUACUUUUGAGUGCUGACCUACUUUUUGAAGUGGGCACCUACGGAAACUUCAUAGUCUUUGAGGAUACUCAAGUAACCGAAACACUAACAUGAUGUAGUGAAUCUGCAGGAGCUUGCGAAUGGGGUCUAAACGAGUGCCAGAAUAUGGAAGAAUGGCAGUUUGAAGCAAAUUAGCUGCGGUAAACCUUAGCUUGUAUGUAAGAUUUAGUGGUGACAGAGUUCACAUAGGCUUUCUAGCUGGCUUUCUCACAGCAGAGUGUUUUGUACUCAUUUCCAAUGAAGUAGAAGUUACUAAAAAUUAAUGAUUGAGCAAAAAAUAGUGUCUAAAGUUUCCUAGGUAAAACUGCUUUCUUUUUCCACUGAAAUAAUAUGAGAAUAAUGUAGUGUAUUAACAUUAUUACAAUGGGAAAAUGAAAAUGUUUAAGGACUAGUGGUUUCUAAAGCCAUUUGCAUCUUAGCAAAGCGUGUAUCUUAGCAGAUCACAGUAAGAUCAUUAGAAUAUUCACGUAUGAAAGUGGGUUUUCUCACAUUUGCAUAUCUCUAAAUCAUAACAUUUGGCGCAGUGCAGCACAGUUCAUGUUCUUUGCUCAGGACAGAUCCAAGACUGGGAGUAGCAGAUGUGUCACAGUUAGAAAUGAGUUGGUGGGGCUGCAUGUGAAGGCUAGCAUGACACCUGACUUCCAUGGUGCUUGGCUCUCACUAGUGCUCUUCCCUCCUCACAUCCACCAUUACUAAACCCCACAAAUACUGUGUUUUUAAUUGUUAAAAAGGAAUGCUUACAUCUCAGAUGGGCCAUUAAAGAUGGUGACGUACCCACUGUUAAGGAACAGCUUCUCUGUGAGGGGAAGAUUGGAAAAAAUCCAGAAAAUAAAUGGAUCCGAGUGUCUGCCCAUGGGAGUAUGGGUCGGAUGUGGCUACAAAUAGCUCAGUAAGGGGAGUCCAGCAGUGGGCAAGUCUGCAGCUGAUCUGCUGUUCUUGUAUAAGCAGAUGAUGAUGUUGGAAUAUGAGCUUUUUUGAGGCCUAAAGAAUAGGGGCCCUAUCCAAAACCUGAAAAAGUCAGUGGAAAGUCUCAUACUGACUUCAGUGGGUUUUGAAUCAGUCCCUAGGAGAGCAACAUUUUGCAACUACAGGAUUAAGAAUUUUUAGUCAGGGUUUUUUAAACUUUUCCCCACAUAACCAUCCGGUGGCAUUGAAAACAAAGACAUGAGCAAUGUCUCCUUAACUUACUAAAUAGAUUGGAGCGAUGUAAGCAUUGUUUAAUAAUUGUAUAUAUCCCUCUUUAUAGACUGUUACUUUAGAUGACUGCUUAUGCAUAGAUAGAGUGCAGACAUAUUUGAUAGUGACUGUAGCUGCUUAUCACGGUAGCUGGGUAUUAUAUGGGAACUGUGAGUGUGUUCUGUAUGUAUGUAUGUUUAUAUGGAUACAAUUAUGUACAUCCAUCCAUCCUGUAUAUUACAGAUCUUUUGAACAGGAUGAUCUUCAAAAAAGUACCGUAGUAACAACCACCAUUAGGUUUAGGCAUGCACUAAAAAGGUUUCAAUAAAACAUAUCUUCAGUAAUAAACUCGUAACUUAAAACUGGAUUUACUGGCAAUGACCAGUUUGAACGAUAGCAUCACAGUUUGGUUCCAUUUGUUGUGGUUCCUCCCACAAAAGCAAAGGAAGUAGAGGUAAAAUUAGAAAACUGUUAUUUCCAUGUUCUCUUACAGCACUUCGUUAAAUCUGGCCAUUUUAAGUUAAUUUUCUUGGAAGAUCUGUUGCAACCAUUAUCUUGUUCUUUCUUUAUCAUGCAUUUAAAAUAAGAUGCAGAAUGCAAAAAUUGCAUUUAAUAUACAAUGUAAAUAUGGAACUUUUAAAAUUAAAAGAUGUUACUCAGAGUGCUUACAAUUCAACCACAUCUUAGCUACUUGUUAGUUUUUUUUGUGUUGUCUUAUCUAAGUUUAAUGGACAUAGUUCCAUAAAUGUUGAUGUGUUUUUGUGUAUCUCUUCAAUUUUUUAUAAAGAUGCUAGUAAGUCAAUACAUAUAUCCUGAUCUGUGUAUUAUUUGUUCACAAGUUUAAGAGAAACUUAAAUUUAGUAAUGCUAUUUUAAUAGGUAAAUACAGUAGGUGAUUAUGUGGAGCCAAAUAUAUAUUUUUUUCUUUUUCAGUUAUCUUGUUUUGAUCUUGUGGCACUUCUAAGUUCAUUUUACUCUAUCAUAUCACAUCUUGGCUACUAGAUUGGUCUGGCCAUAUUAUGUGUGAAAUUAUAGAAGAAUGUUCUUAAUUUCUUUUAAAAGGCCUUUGUCCUUAAAGAUUAAGCGGAUUAUACAUUACACUAGAUCUUCACAUUCUCAUGUCGGACCAAGGUUUGGGUUUCUGGGAGGGUUCUUUAUGUUGUAUGAGUACAAAGAGGUUAGUCUCAGAGAGCAGGGUGGCACGUUUUGUAUGAUGAAAAGAAACCGUUAAACAUAAUUGAGGAGCUUGGUAAAAUCCUAUGGAUAGGGAGAGGCAUAAGUGCAGACCUACAGAAUCUUCAUAAAUACAGGAAUUGCUACAAAAUGUUUUAUAAACUAUAGUGACAGACUUUUUUAAUUUAGCAGGCUGAUGUGGGCCAAGAAUGACUGAUUUGUCUCCAAUGUAACUGGACAAAAGAUUAUGAUGAUAUUUAUAAAUAUUGAAGUCAAAUCUACAAAAUAUCAGACAAAAAUAAAUCUUCAAACGAAUAGGUUUAAUUCCCAUUUGGGGGUUGGUUCUGAAAACUCACUUUUAAUUUUCACAGCUCUUCUUAAGGCCAUUUUAGUAAGUAAACUACCAGAUCUUCAUUGGGCAUCUUAAUUCCUUUCAUAGUUGGAUUCCAUUGCAAAGAUUUAGUCUAAAGAACUUUUACAGAUGCCUC
Messenger RNA from Mauremys mutica (yellowpond turtle), 8113 nucleotides. It is a transcript of the gene RBM33, whose product is annotated as RNA binding motif protein 33. The record is from RefSeq and is a predicted model, not a curated record. The transcript is spliced from 19 exons. NCBI's taxonomy places the organism in Eukaryota, Metazoa, Chordata, Testudines, Geoemydidae. Gene Ontology annotation, molecular function: RNA binding. Bases 346 to 3951 code for a protein of 1201 amino acids.